Messenger RNA from Hirundo rustica (Barn swallow), 1021 nucleotides. It is a transcript of the gene FOXP3, whose product is annotated as forkhead box P3. Gene Ontology annotation, cellular component: nucleus. Lineage: Eukaryota; Metazoa; Chordata; Aves; Passeriformes; Hirundinidae. Gene Ontology annotation, biological process: regulation of transcription by RNA polymerase II. Gene Ontology annotation, molecular function: DNA-binding transcription repressor activity, RNA polymerase II-specific; RNA polymerase II cis-regulatory region sequence-specific DNA binding. The record is from RefSeq and is a predicted model, not a curated record.
AUGGCGGGCGCCCGGGACUCCCACCGCCCCCCCCCCCCCAGCCCCCAGGAGCGACCCACGGUUCUGACCCGCGCGGACGGGGGGGUCCCUCGGCGCACACAGGUGCCGCCCGAGGGGGGGUCGUGCCCCCCUCUCCUGCACGUGCAGCACCCCGGGGUGUUGGUGAUGCGAACCCGGCUGCCCCCGGCGCACGGUCUCCCUGGUUUCGAAUGGGGCCACAAAGACCCCCCCGGCCGCGACAGAGACCCCGACCCCGCCGGCAGCGACCCGCCGCCCCCCGGCGCUGCACAGGCCCCCAGGCCCCCCCGCCGUGAGCCAGGGGAGGUGGCUCAGUGCCUGCGGCAGCUGGAGAGGAUCCAGGAGCUGGAGCAGCAGCUGGCCCGCGAGCGGCACCGCCUGGGGCUGCUGCAGGCGCAGCUCCUCCGGAGGGCCCCCCCCAGCACGGGCCCCCCCGGGAAGAGCCAGGCCGGGCUCCCCCCAAUUUGGGGUCCCGCAGCCACCCCCGAGGCAGAGGGGGACCCCGAGAUGAUGCUGCCCGCCCCUGGGCACCCCUGGGAGCGUGGGGGGCUCUACCCAGAACUGGAGUAUUACCGGCUCAGCACCGCGCGGCCCCCCUACACCUACGCCACGCUCAUCCGCUGGGCCAUCCUGGAGUCCCCGCAGCGGCAGCGCCCCCUGGCGGAGAUUUACCACUGGUUCAGCCGCAGGUUCGGCUUCUUCCGGCACAACACCCGCACCUGGAAGAACGCCGUGCGCCACAACCUGAGCCUGCACAAGUGCUUCGUGCGGGUGGAGGCCGCGCGCGGCGCCGUCUGGACCGUGGACGAGGCCGAGUUCCGGCGCAAACGGGGCCAGCGUUACCCCAGGGACUGUGACCUCAAGUACUUUAUGCCCCCUCGGAGUUGAGGGGGGAACCCCCCAAAAAAAAACCACCCCAAAAACACCCCCCCAAAAUCCCAAGAGGAACGCGACACCCCCAAAACUGCUGCGCCGGGAUUUAUUGACACCAUAAAAGAACCGU